Molecule: messenger RNA, 965 nt
Organism: Salvelinus sp. IW2-2015
Lineage: Eukaryota; Metazoa; Chordata; Actinopteri; Salmoniformes; Salmonidae
Gene: cntd1
Product: cyclin N-terminal domain containing 1
Biological process (GO): reciprocal meiotic recombination
Cellular component (GO): site of double-strand break
Source: RefSeq, a predicted model, not a curated record
UUUCAAAAAUUAACUCCGCGGACAACGAAAUCCAAAGUUUUUUUUAUUUUUAUCUUGCCAUUGUAUUUCUGGCUAGCUAGUAACGUUAGCUAUGGCGAAGAGAUUCCUAUUCUCGCCAAGCCAAAGCAAAAACCUAAAGUUUGGUGAAGCUUCUUUUGAUAUUUUAUCAGACUUUCUCAUAAAUCUCAAUACCAGAAACAAAGAUAAACUAAGUAAUUUAUCACGUUACAGUGGGGAUUUUAAAGACAAAAGAUUGAUAGAAUGUGUUUUCCUUGUCACGGAAGAGUUAAGACUUGACCCCUUGGUUGGAUAUCAUGCUGUUGAACUACUUGAAAGGUUUAUGAUAAAGCACCUGGAGGAUCUGUUUUCAACACCACACACACCUGCAGGGGCAGCAGGUGUCCAUAAAAGAAAUUACGAGGACCUUGUUUAUGAGAACCUGAGUGAGAAGUUCCAUCUCAUUCUCCUCUCUUGUGUGCAAAUAGCAAGCAAACUGUCUUUGCACAGUGCUGUGGUUGACAACAACACAGCAGCGCAGUUUCUUCACUCGAUGGGCCACAGCAUUUCCAAACAAACUAUCAUGAACAUGGAGCUGAUGAUCUUGAAAGCACUUGACUUCAGGAUAAACACCCCCAACCCUCUGACUUAUGUUGAGAUACUCCUGGAGGUGCUUGGGCACAAUUACUCUUCUAUCCCUGUGGAGCACCUGCAUCACCUCAGCAGACACGUUCUCCAGUUCACCUACCUCCAGAGGACAGCCAUCUAUGACUCCCUGCUCAAGGCCACCACUCAGUGCCUGAGCCCAUCUGACGAACAGAGAAAGACUUUUGUGUCGGUGACUGAAGACUGCAUGCUUCUUGGUGUUGGUGUCAUUGCUGUGGGUGCAUACAUCCUCAAUGUCACUAACUGGGAACAGGUGAUCAGCUACUAUAAUAUAUCCUUCUUGUAAACAGUCAUAUUAUUAA